AUGUUUGCACUCUCUGCUGCCUUCAAUCAACCUUUCCUAGCUACUAAAUUCAGUAGCCAUGUUAUAACUAUCUACAUUUUAGACGAUAAUUCUCGUCAGGAGGACCAGCAGCAAUCUGAGCCAACCUCGCCAUCCCCACCCUCAUUCUACGACCGCCGAGAAGACUGGGCCAACGUACCGAGAGCCUUGGGGCUUUGUUCGCCUCGGAAGUCGCCACUCUGCAGUCCAUUCGCGCCCGCCGAACCAGUAAGUUCCACAGUGCCACCAUCAAGGAAUGAACAGCCAGUAAGCCUAGCUCAAAAACUUUGCCUCUGCGAACAUCUUCCUCUACCCCCGCAUACAUCUGAGACGGGCGUUGCACAGGAGGACGAGGAGGAGGAGGUUGUGAUCACGCCGACAGAACUGUCCGACACCCUAACAAUGCCAGCUUGUGGCGUUCCUUUGGGAGACGAAUUCCGUUGCAAACUGGAGGAACUCAUCAGACAGGAGAUGGUGAAACUGAAGCGAACCAAGCAGGCCUACGUGAAUGACAUCGAAUUCAAACUUUGUUUGCCCCAGCUGGUCUUCCUGCUGAUACCUCUUUCGGUAGGCGCCGAGUCCGUAUUUUUCUCUGAAGCGGAGAUCCUGCCAAUCAUAAUCGCGGUCAUAAUCGUAGCUCAGGGCCUGGACUGCCAGGUAUAUCAGUACAACAGAUGCCAGCAGCAUCAUUUUAUGAAGAUAACAUUGCAUAUAAGGUUCACGCGAACAAAGCUUAUGUACCAAAAACUGGUUCCGAUCGAUAAUUUGGCGGUCUAA
This is a messenger RNA of Dibothriocephalus latus, 795 nucleotides long. The record is from the annotation of a GenBank genome assembly. NCBI's taxonomy places the organism in Eukaryota, Metazoa, Platyhelminthes, Cestoda, Diphyllobothriidea, Diphyllobothriidae.